UUUUAGAGGAAGGUGUGCUCAUUGGGCUCGGCCUGGCAAUGCGGGCUACAGCGAUGGGGCCCAUUGGAAACAAGCGCAGUCCGGCGAUUUCUCGGAGCGCGCUGCCUUCCUCGUUCAAAAGUGGGCCGGCGCCGGCGGACACACACUCUCUGAGAGAGAAGGUCAAAAGAAGUCUACUCGGUCAACCUAAGAAGAGAAGUCGUCGUCCUCCUCCUCCCCAGACGCCGGAGAAUCGCAGCCCGCCGCCCGCACGCCGUCCCCGGACGGUUAGUAGCCACUUCCCUAGCUCCGUUCCCCGCCUCCUCUCCCGUAAUACCAGCAAGCGCGCUGGCCUCGCCUCCUUCCAUAAGGCACGGCGCAUUCGGCAUUCGGGAGGAGGGCGCCCCGCCGCACGCGACGUGUUCGACGGAAUGCGCCUGUGAGGCCCGCCGGUCGCUGUCAAGGUUCUAGGAUGGCUGCUGCCGGGUCGGCCGGGGUGCACGGCGCGGCACGCCCUCUCAUGAGGCUGGUCACCAUGACCGGCGCGCCGAUCCUGCGGCAGCUGCACCUGGAGGAGCGGCUCCUGCGCCGCACGGGGGACAACUGGUGCGUCAUCAACCACGGCACGGCGCCCCCCACCAUCGUCAUGGGCGUGUCCGGGAGAGUCUCAGAGCUUGUGGAGAUAGAGCCUGUCCUCCGGGACCAGGUGCCGGUCGUCAGGAGGUUCAGUGGAGGUGGCACAGUCAUUAUUGAUCAGGGGACGGUGUUUGUCACCUUCAUUUGCAACAAGACUGCCGUUGCUGGACUGCAGCCUUUUCCACGGGACAUCAUGUCAUGGACCAGCCAGUUGUAUAGCAAAGUGUUCAAUGGAUUUGGCGAAUUUCAUCUACGCGAGAAUGACUAUGCAUUUAAUCAUCGCAAGUUUGGUGGCAAUGCUCAGUCAAUAACGAAAAAUCGUUGGGUUCAUCACACAUCUUUCUUGUGGGAUUAUGAUGUGAAGAAUAUGGAUUAUCUCAAAAUCCCAAAGCGUGCACCCGAAUAUCGACUGGCAAGAAACCACACAGAUUUCUUGUGCCGCAUGAAGGAGUAUAUGCCUUCAAGAUCAGUUUUCACUGAUGGGAUCAUCACGGCCCUGAGAGAACACUUCUCAGUCGAAUCCACAGAUUUAGAAACAGGGCCUUCUGAUGAUGAAGAAUUUGUGCCUUCGACAAAGCUGUUAUCACAAAAAGACCUAGAGGAAAUUGUUUCCUCCAAAGAAUCUUUUAGAGCACAGAAAGUUCAAGCGUGACCAUGGUUUCGAUGAGAACUCUUAUUUCUGUUGUAAAAUCUAUUAUUUUAUUUUAUUUAUUUUUGUCAAGCUGUGGAUUCAUUCAAGUUCAACAUUAUUCUCACUGAAUCACUGAUUGUUACAUCCAGACACAAGCAAAGCUUUGCUUUUGCGCUGAACUAGGAGGUAGCAUUCAACCAAUUGUUAUGAUUUAUUGACUAGUAUUGGAGACGAGAUUGUAAUAAGAAAUCGGGAAAACGCAUGUCCCGUCUAAAAUAUCCAAUGAUUGUAGCUUAA
This is a messenger RNA of Phragmites australis (common reed), 1543 nucleotides long. RefSeq lists its product as uncharacterized. Gene Ontology annotation, biological process: protein modification process. The transcript has 5 exons. Bases 452 to 1267 code for a protein of 271 amino acids. Lineage: Eukaryota; Viridiplantae; Streptophyta; Magnoliopsida; Poales; Poaceae. The record is from RefSeq and is a predicted model, not a curated record. Gene Ontology annotation, cellular component: mitochondrion.